This is a messenger RNA of Brassica oleracea var. oleracea, 3496 nucleotides long. RefSeq names its product putative white-brown complex homolog protein 30. The record is from RefSeq and is a predicted model, not a curated record. Bases 209 to 3454 code for a protein of 1081 amino acids. NCBI's taxonomy places the organism in Eukaryota, Viridiplantae, Streptophyta, Magnoliopsida, Brassicales, Brassicaceae. The transcript is spliced from 14 exons. Gene Ontology annotation, molecular function: ATP binding; ABC-type transporter activity; ATP hydrolysis activity.
CCAAAAAACUUGUUUUUCUCUGUCUUUGUCUUUUUAUAAGACGACUGAACUUUUGUUCUCAAGACAUGAUAGAGAGAAACAUAUUACGUUUCAACAAAUAUUUCUAUUGGUAGCUUCCAAUGUAUCCAUUCUACUGUUUGUUCAAAAAAUUCAACUAUUUUGGCUCAAACAGUUCUGAUUUUUUUCUCCAAAACUUUGAUUGAAAACGAUGAGACGACUUCGGAUUGAUGUUGGUUGGUUACAACACAUCUUGUUCUUCUUCGUUUGUGGCUUGGGGUUUAUAUCGCUUGCAUCAUGUUUAGAUGGAGAUGAUUACAGCAAAACAGGAAAUCCAAAAGUUCUUGUUCCCGUUACAAACCUGAUAUAUAACCGGCUUCAGAGUCUAAAGAAUGUCUUAAAGGCUGAUAUUGAUCGGGAUUUAGGAUAUUGCAUAAAAAAUUUGAAGGACGAUUGGGAUGAAGCAUUUGAUUUUGAUAAAAAUCUGGACUUUUUAAGCAAUUGUAUCAAGAAAACCGAUGGUGACAUCACACUUAGACUAUGUUCAGCUGCUGAGAUAAAAUUCUAUUUCAGUAGUUUUAUUAGAAGGGAUGAAGUAACAACGGUUCAUGUAAAACCUAAUGUCAACUGCAAUUUGGCUAAAUGGGUUUCUGGAUGCGAACCGGGAUGGAGUUGUAAUGCAGAUGAUGAUAAAAAGUUUGAUAUCAAAAAUGGAAAAGUUCUUCCAUCUAGAACUCGUAAAUGCCAACCUUGUUGCGAGGGCUUCUUUUGUCCACAAGGUCUUGCUUGCAUGAUACCUUGUCCAUUAGGUGCAUAUUGCCCACUUGCCAAGCUUAAUAAAGCAACAGGAGUUUGCGAGCCAUAUAAUUACCAAAUCCCUCCUGGAAAGUUGAACCACACGUGCGGUUCUGCAGAUAGUUGGGCUGAUGCUGAGAGUAGUGGUGAUAUGUUUUGUUCUCCAGGUUCAUAUUGUCCAACGACGAUUCGAAAGGUCACUUGUGGUAGUGGACAUUACUGCAGACAAGGUUCUACUUCACAAAAACCAUGCUUCAAGCUCGCAACUUGUAAUCCAAAUACUGCAAACCAAAAUAUUCAUGCAUAUGGAGCCAUCUUAAUCGCGUCAGUAAGUCUUGUAAUGAUCAUGGUUUACAACUGCUCCGAUCAAGUUCUUGCCACUCGAGAAAAGAGACAAGCCAAAUCUAGAGAAGCAGCAGCGAGGCACGCAAAAGAAACAACACAAGCUCGAGAAAGGUGGAAAACUGCAAGAGAUGUUGCCAAAAACCCUAAGAUGGGAUUAACUGCACAACUAUCUCAAACAUUUUCUCGCAUGACAUCUAAGAAAGAUACACCUGAUAAAGCAUCUGGAAAGUCCAAGGACAAGAAAAAAGGACCGAGUAACUUGACCAAGAUGAUGAAAUCAAUGGAAGACAACUCGAGUAACCAUGAAGGGUUUAAUGUUGGAACUGGAGGUAGUAAGCCUGGGAAGAAGCCUCAAGCUCCAAAGGGUAAACAGCUUCAUACUCAAAGUCAGAUCUUUAAGUACGCGUAUGGUCAAAUAGAGAAGGAGAAAGCUAUGGAGCAAAACAACCAGAACUUGACAUUCUCAGGAGUUAUCUCCAUGGCCCAAGACACUGAGAUUAGGUCUAGGCCUGUGAUAGAGAUUGCGUUUAAGGAUUUAACUCUUACUUUGAAGGGUAAACAUAAGCAGAUAUUGAGAUCUGUUACCGGAAAGAUCAUGCCUGGCCGUGUUUCCGCAGUAAUGGGUCCAUCAGGAGCUGGAAAAACUACAUUUCUUUCUGCCUUGGCAGGAAAGUCAACCGGAUGUACUAGGGCUGGUCUAAUCCUCAUAAAUGGUAAAAAUGAAUCUAUAAACUCAUACAAGAAGAUUACUGGAUUUGUACCACAAGAUGAUGUUGUCCACGGAAAUCUCACCGUCGAGGAGAACCUUCGUUUUAGCGCAAGAUGCAGGCUGAGUGCUUAUAUGCCAAAAGCAGAAAAGGUGUUGAUCAUUGAAAGAGUGAUUGAAAGCUUAGGACUACAACAUGUAAGAGACUCAUUGGUUGGCACGGUAGAAAAAAGAGGAAUCUCCGGAGGACAAAGGAAACGAGUGAACGUUGGUGUUGAAAUGGUCAUGGAACCUUCUCUAUUGAUAUUAGAUGAACCUACCACAGGUUUAGAUAGUGCAUCUUCUCAGUUACUACUUAGAGCACUUCGACGUGAAGCAGUUGAAGGGGUUAACAUUUGCAUGGUCGUGCAUCAACCCAGUUAUACGAUGUACAAAAUGUUCGAUGACAUGAUAUUACUAGCAAAAGGUGGUCUUACCGCGUACCAUGGAUCUGUCAAAAAAAUCGAAGAGUAUUUUGCUGGAAUAGGUAUCACGGUUCCUGAUCGUGUUAAUCCGCCUGAUCAUUAUAUAGAUAUUCUUGAAGGCAUCGUUAAACCAAAUAGUGAUAUCACUAUAGAACAACUUCCCGUGAGAUGGAUGCUUCACAAUGGUUAUCCAGUGCCACAUGAUAUGUUAAAGCUAUGUGAUGGACUCCCAUCAUCAUCUGGAUCAGCUCAAAAUGAUUCCACUGACAAUUCUUUCAGUAAUGAUCUAUGGCAAGAUGUUAAAACAAAUGUGGAGAUACAAAAAGAUCAGCUACAAGACAAUUACUCCAAUUCUCAAGACAAUUCUAAUCGAGUAACUCCUACUGUAGGUCGACAGUAUAGAUAUUUUAUGGGAAGGAUUGGGAAACAAAGACUUAGAGAAGCAAGACUACAAGCCCUAGAUUUACUAAUAUUAUUAGUUGCAGGAGCUUGUUUAGGAACUCUUGCAAAGGUGAAUGAUGAGACGAUUAAUUCACUUGGCUACACAUACACGAUUAUAGCAGUCUCUCUUUUGUGUAAGAUUUCAGCGCUGAGAUCAUUCUCUGUAGAUAAAAUACAAUAUUGGAGAGAAAGUGCCGCUGGAAUCAGCAGCUUAGCGCAUUUCAUGGCCAAAGACACAAUGGAUCAUCUGAACACAAUUAUCAAACCUUUAGUGUACUUGUCCAUGUUCUACUUCUUCAACAACCCGAGAUCUAGUUUCGAAGACAACUAUAUUGUGCUAGUGUGUUUGGUCUACUGCGUAACGGGCAUGGCUUAUGUAUUUGCCAUAUUGUACAGUGCUAGUGCUGCCCAGUUGAUGUCGGUGUUAGUGCCUGUUGUAUUGACUCUCAUCGCGAAUCAAGAUAGAGAUAGCAUUGUUCUUAAGUAUCUCGGAAGCUUCUGUUACCCUAAAUGGACUCUUGAAGCUUUUGUCCUUUCCAAUGCUCAAAGGUACUCUGGAGUGUGGGUGGUGACUAGAUGCAGCUCGUUGUCUCAAUACGGAUAUGAUCUUAGUGAUUGGGUCUUAUGUCUCAUUGUCCUCGUUCUCAUGGGUGUUAUAUGCCGAUUCAUAGCUUAUUUCUGCAUGGUUACCUUCAAGAAACUGUAACCUAUAAUAUUCCCUGUUAAUGUUGAAGCCCCCUGUGAUUAA